AUGUCUUCCCAGAACACUUCCAACUCUUCAAGCUCCGGCUCGACUUCGGCGGGCAACAGCGGCAGUGGAGGCUAUACUACCACCAGCUCCGGUACCAACGACCAGGGAAACCACUACUGCUCUCGCGACUACGGCUCUGGCGCCUCAAACUCCAACUCUUACCACUACUCCAACACCAACGGCUCGUACUACUACAGCAACCCUAACGGCUCGACCUACUACAACGAUGGUAGGGGUGGCUCAAGCUACAAUCCUGGCAAAUAG
This is a messenger RNA of Alternaria postmessia, 264 nucleotides long. RefSeq lists its product as uncharacterized. The record is from RefSeq and is a predicted model, not a curated record. NCBI's taxonomy places the organism in Eukaryota, Fungi, Ascomycota, Dothideomycetes, Pleosporales, Pleosporaceae. Bases 1 to 264 code for a protein of 87 amino acids. The transcript has 3 exons.